GCCGUGAAUGGCCUCACACACCCGUACAGUAGGUGGCGGUGUAUGCACCUAAAAGUUGGAUGGGAUCCGCCAACGAAAUCCCAAAGAAUAAGUCAUUGUUUUUCAGGUCUCUGCAAGGUGUGUAGAAUGAGCACAGCUUGACAUUGAAACUAGUAAAACAAGGAUGUCUGGAGAUCUGUCCCUGGACAUUAACAUCAAGGAGCCACGAUGGGACCAGAGCACGUUCAUGGGCCGCGCCCAGCACUUCUUCUUCGUCACUGACCCCAGGAACAUUCUAAAGUCCUCUGAGACCCUGGAGGAUGCACGGGUUACUGUGGAGAAAUACAGGUUAGGAGUGGUAAAGCCAGGUCUGACAGAAGAUGAGCUGUGGAGAGCCAAGUACAUCUAUGACUCUGCCUUCCACCCUGACACCGGCGAAAAGAUGGUGGUGAUGGGACGCAUGUCUGCCCAGGUCCCCAUGAACAUGACCAUCACCGGCUGCAUGCUCACAUUCUACAGGACGACUCCAGCUGUUGUAUUCUGGCAGUGGGUGAACCAGUCCUUCAACGCUGUGGUCAACUACAGCAACCGCAGUGGAGACGCUGCCCUCACCACCAAUCAGCUGGCUGCGGCGUACAUCAGUGCCACCACAGGAGCUGUAGUCACAGCCCUGGGACUCAAGUCUCUAGCCAAGCUAUCCCACCUGUGAUAAUGAACGCCCUGGAGAAGAAAGCCUUUAUGAAGCCUGGUGUUUGCAACUCCUCUGUGCUGUGCCCUCUUCCCACAGAAGAGUUCUAUGGCUGUGAGCAGCCUGGAGACAGAUCUUCAGGAGAGGAUACUACAUAGCAGUCCCCACACUACUACGGUCUUCUUCAACAAAGGCCUUUAGGACCACACAAUAACACCCACCACAGAUAAUCCUCAUCUGCUGGUUGGACCCCGCUACUACAGCUCAGUGGGAACAACUAAGGUCAAAGAGAAUAUUAUAUUUAUGCAUAUUUUUUAAUUUACCUGUUUGUUUAUGAUGUUCUAGGCUUUUUUAUUUUUUUAUUUGGGAGAGGUGACAGUUAGGGGUGCGUCUCAGUCCUACAAAGUUGCUUCCUUGUCUGAAAUGAUGGAAUAAGUGGUGAAAGCCUACCAGUCAGAUUUUUCUGAUUGUACACUGAACUAAAAUAUAAAAGCAACAAUUUCAAAAAUUUUACUGAGUUAAAGUUCAUAUAGGGAAAUCAGUCAAUUGAAAUAAAUAAAUUAGGCCCUAAUCUAUGGAUUUCACAUGACUGGGAGCAAGGCCCACCCACUGGCGAGCCAGGCCCAGCCAAUUAGAAUCAGUUUUUCCCCACAAAAGGGCUUUAUUACAGAUAGAAAUACUCCUCAGAUGUCCAGGUGGCUGGUCUCAGAGGAUCCCACAGUUGUAGAAGCAUGAUGUGGAGGUCCUGGGCUGGCGUGGUUACACGUGGUCUGUGGUUGUGAGGCUGGUUGGACGUACUGCCAAAUUCGCUAUAACUAUGUUGGCGGUGUCUUAUUGUAGAGAAAUGACCUUUUCAAUUCUGUCAACAGCUCUGGUGGACAUUCCUGCAGAUCUUUUAUUUCAACUCAUGAAACAUGGGACCAACAUGUUGUGUUUUAUAUUUUUGUUCAGAAUAGAUGCAGGAAAGGAGACAAGGGGAGAAAGCCUCUUCGAAGUAAUGAAACACAGGCGAGCGUAGUGUGACAGACGGUUAUCUUAUACUGCUACAUUGACAAACAGACUAUGGUUUGAUUUAAAAAAUAAUAAUUGUGCGUUUAUCCUCCCUGGGGUUGUGGGUGUUUAAUUAUUGAAUGUUACUGAAUGACAAAUUCUUACUGAAUGACAAAUUCUAUCAAUUCACCCCAAACUAGAUCGCCCCUCGUUUUCAAUCCCAGAGAGAUUUUUUUCUCCCCAAGGUGUAUUUGUUUUUUCCAUUGUAUUUGAGAUCGUACCCUUUAAGCUGUGUGCACUGAAACCAUUCAUGACUUGGAAUUAGAAAAUAGUUAAAUUGAAUCUGCUAGAUAUCCACUCCCUCAAGUUGGCUCAACUGUAGUCUGUAGUAAAAUACAACAGUUGGUUUAUGAGCACAAUAUAGACUGACCUGCUAUUAAAUUCCUUUUUGGGUCUACCAGGGUUUUGUUUAUCAUUGCAAAAUGUAUUGCUUCAGUGUGCCCUAAUGAACAUUAACCAGUUGACUAGCAAAGCUUCCCUCUCUCACCACUGCCCUUGGAAGUGUACUUACACACACACACACACUGUCCCACCAGAUAACCUUGUCCAACCCCUCUCACCCUAGUAACCCUGUCUGUUUUGUACUGUAUUGUGUCUAAAUGUUAAAGUAAUAAGGAUAUUAUUAAUGUUUUGUCCCCCGCUCUCAGUUUGUGACUCUCCUGGUCCCUCUUUAGACUGCUCAUUCUUCUGUUACAAUAGAGAAGGGUAAGAAGAGUUGGCUUGCAGUGCUGCCGUACAGACCUAGACGCAUGGUGGUUCCAAUGUAUGCAAUAAGAGGCAAGGGUACAUGAAUCCCAAUCUGUAUGAUGUCAGGGUUAGAUUAGUUGUGGUGAUGUGUAUACCAAAUAAUAUUGUUUAAAUGUCAUGAAACAAAAGCAAAGUUGUGAGAACCAGGGGUCUGAAACUACUGGCCGGCUGACAAAAUGUGCCUCCUAAGCUGAUUUAAUGUGGCCCGUGGUUGUAUUAGGAAAUGCAGCCCGAGGUCAUAACAUUUGAGACACCUGUCUUAAACCCCUGAGCUAAAAUGAAUCAUCAAUCAAUUAUAGGACAGCUGGAAGUAAUGCUGGGACCUUUAGUUCCCGUGUGGAAAAACUGGGCUUAGUUGGAGCAUCCCUGAUCAAACCUAUACGGGUACAUUUUUGUGGGAUAUAGAGGAUAGAUUUAACGAAUAAAUAGCAGAGAUGUAUUCGAUUUUAAACUUCAGGGUGCGGUGCUACAUUUCUUCACUAGGUGGCAGUUAGACCAACUAACUAUUACACAUUUCCAUUGUGUUUUUGUGUGUCUGAGAGUUGACUUUGAAUGUAUUAGUCAAAACCACCCAUCAGGAUGGGCCCGGUUGAUUUUAGUAAGGCUCGGUCACCAAGCCUGGUACCAGAUUUGUUUUGCUGUCUUGUCAGGUUAUAGAUCACAUUUUCCUCUGUCAAAGUCAGUAUAGAGCUCCACAGUUGAGGUGUCAUAAAACCUAGCGGUCAAACAGGGAUAUGGUUCCAAUUGUUUUUUCACCAUUCAUUUUUCUCAUAGGGGAUUUUAGAAACAUUUAAUAUAAGGGCUGUGUUUUGUGCAGGCUUACCCUAGCGUGACGUUUUAAUAACCAUGUACAUCUCUCAGACAAGGUGACUUUGAUCAAUCUAUUUGUCUCUAUUUACUCUGAUUCAAAAAUGCUAAUUAGCGUCAAAGUAGACAUGCAAAACGACAAAUACCUGCAAGCUCCUUCACAUCAUCUCUAGCUGACGCUAACAUUAGAUAGUUAAUCCAGAGAUUCUUACAUUUGCCUCGAUUUGGCUGGCUCAUCCAGAUCAUCAUGGCAUUUGUAGUUCUUUAUGAUAGCCACAUUAGCAUUUCAGUUUUCGGGGGUAAAUACAGGCGACUAUUGUCUGAGAGAGAUUUACAUAGUUAUCAAAACAUCAUGCCAGUGUAAGCCUACACGGAUCACAGCCCUUAUUUUAACGAUUGGAACCAGUUCCGUUUAACCGCUAGGUUUUAUGGGUAUUAUGACUCAUACUGGGGUACUCUAUGGCAUGCAUACCAUCCCACUGUGCUUGGUAGUUGUAGAUCACGUCUCUCAAUUAAAUCAGAUAUUUAAUUGAGAGACGUGCAAUGAAGACAUUUGUGAUUCUUAAGGGUCUGUAACAAGACAUUUCACUGUAAUGGACGUCAGUGGUCAUGAAUGAAUCUCCUCCUCUCACAGACUUUUUAUUCUAUUGCUCUAUUUUUAGGAAUGACUCCACAUAGCCUGGUCCCGGUUCUGUUUGUGCCGUCUUGUUUAGUGUGACAGUGAACAUAGAAUUUGGCAAGAUAACACAAACAGAUCUGGAACCAGGCUAGAUUCCUCAUACUUUUUAGUGCAAAUGUUUAUCAUUAUCCAUAGACAAUCAGAUGCACCGCAGCACAGUGUUAUUACGGCCAUACAGUAAACAUUGCUACAUUUAUGCCAUGGCUUUCAACUGUAAAUACCAGGGUUGGAGCCAGUUCCAUUUCAAUUGAUUGAAUUGAAAUCCUGGUAGAUACUGGUUCAUCUGUACUGUACAUAAGCACACAUGCAGAGUAAAUGGAUAUUCCACAAGUCACAUUAAUUCAAUUUUUAUGUCCAUAAUUGAAUAUAAAAUGUAUUUCAUGAGCAAGUUGACACCAUUGUAAAACUCACUCAUUCACUCGCCUAUUACUUUAUAAGGACACCCCAUCGUUAUUGUAUCUUGGGGCUUUGGGGGGUUCUGUUGUAUCUUGGGUAAAAUUGGCCUGCAAUUGGGUGCUAUGUAGUAACCAAUGUAAAGGGUGGGGGUGUAGGGUACCUCUUUCUUUUAAAUGUAUUGAAAAUAUAUGUAUUGUUUGUAUAAUGUGCUUGACAAUGCCUAUGAUAUAAACAAAGUCACAGCUUACUAUUAUGAGUUUAUAGUAAGUUAGUUAUCCAGCAGCUGCUAGCUUUAUUUAUUUAAUCACUGCCAUUUAGUUGUUUUCUGGUCCUUUUGGUGGAGAGGGCAAGGAAAUGUGAUUAGAACAAAAAUGAACCUAGAGCUAGAUCGUGCUGAUAGAAACAUGCAAGGCUUGCGAUUGAUUGUACUAUUCAUUUAGUCAAGGCAAAGAUGUGCUGUGUAUCACACACAGCUACAAACCUAACCAUGGAAAAGACGGGGUUGAUAAAGUUGGAAAAGCAGAGCUUCUUAAGUUUGCUUAAGCUUUAUUUGACUAGCAUCUACCAGGUUAUCCUCAUGCAAUAACUUUCAUGUUAAAUAUAUCUCUAGGUUAGCUUCGGCAUGUCAUAGAAUAUGGUCUCAGCCGCAUAUUGAAGGCACAACACUGAAGACAAUCUAUGACGUUGCUACACUCCAUGAAUGUUAUGGAUGUUUCAUGUCAAUGUGUGUCCACAUACAGUAACUCACUGUUGUUCAAUACCAAUGUAGUUGUCAGUAUUGGAAGUCACUACCUCAUUGUUUUUCCCCCCUCUCCAUGUUUUAUUUUAUUGGAAGUGUUAUGUCACACCUGAACUAUGUAAGAUGUAUUUACUCAGAGCUAUAGAAUAAAGUGAUUGAAAUGAA
Molecule: messenger RNA, 5250 nt
Organism: Salmo salar (Atlantic salmon)
Lineage: Eukaryota; Metazoa; Chordata; Actinopteri; Salmoniformes; Salmonidae
Source: RefSeq, a predicted model, not a curated record